CCCCCCCGCCCUCCGCCACCGCCUCCGGAGCCGCGUCCCGUCCUGUCCAGUCCCGUCCCCGGCGCGGCCCGCGCGCUCCUCGCCGCCUCUCCUGCGCCAUGGCCGGCCCAGGCCCGUCCCGCCCGGGCGCGCUGCGGCCGCUACUGCUGCUCCUGGUGGUGGCCGCGCGCGUCCUGCCCGGCGCCGGCGGGACGUGCCCGGAGCGCGCGCUGGAGCGGCGCGAGGAGGAGGCGAACGUGGUGCUCACGGGCACGGUGGAGGAGAUCCUGAACGUGGACCCGGUGCAGCACACCUACUCCUGCAAGGUCCGCGUCUGGAGGUACCUGAAGGGCAAAGACCUGGUGGCCCGGGAGAGUCUGCUGGACGGCGGCAACAAGGUGGUGAUCAGCGGCUUUGGAGACCCCCUCAUCUGUGACAACCAGGUGUCCACUGGGGACACCCGGAUCUUCUUUGUGAACCCUGCACCCCCGUACCUGUGGCCGGCUCACAAGAAUGAACUGAUGCUCAACUCCAGUCUCAUGCGCAUCACUCUGCGGAACCUAGAGGAGGUGGAAUUCUGUGUGGAAGACAAACCUGGGACCCACUUUACCCCAGUGCCUCCGACGCCUCCUGAUGCGUGCCGGGGGAUGCUGUGCGGCUUCGGCGCCGUGUGCGAACCCAGCGCAGAGGGGCCGGGACGAGCGUCCUGCGUGUGCAAGAAGAGCCCGUGCCCCAGCGUGGUGGCGCCGGUGUGUGGCUCGGAUGCCUCCACUUACAGCAACGAGUGCGAGCUGCAGCGGGCGCAGUGCAGCCAGCAGCGCCGCAUCCGCCUGCUCAGCCGCGGGCCCUGCGGCUCCCGAGACCCCUGCUCCAACGUGACCUGCAGCUUCGGCAGCACCUGCGCGCGCUCGUCCGACGGGCUGACGGCCUCGUGCCUGUGCCCCGAGACCUGCCGGGGCGCCCCCGAGGGCACCGUGUGUGGCAGCGACGGCGCUGACUACCCCGGCGAGUGCCAGCUCCUGCGCCGCGCCUGUGCCCACCAGGAGAACGUCUUCAAGAAGUUUGACGGCCCCUGCGACCCCUGCCAGGGCGCCGUUGCCGAGCUGAGCCGCAGCUGCCGCGUGAACCCACGCACGCGGCGCCCCGAGAUGCUUCUACGGCCCGAGAGCUGCCCUGCCCGGCGGGCGCCAGUGUGUGGGGACGACGGUGUUACCUACAAAAACGACUGUGUCAUGGGCCGAUCGGGGGCCACCCGGGGCCUCCUCCUGCAGAAAGUGCGCUCCGGCCAGUGCCAGCCUCAAGACCAGUGUCCGGAGCCCUGCCCGUUCAAUGCCGUGUGCCUCUCCCGCCGUGGCCGCCCCCACUGUUCCUGCGACCGUGUCACCUGUGACGGGGCCUACAGGCCUGUGUGUGCCCAGGAUGGGCACACGUAUGACAAUGAUUGCUGGCGCCAGCAGGCUGAGUGCCGGCAUCAGCGUGCCAUCCCCAGCAAGCACCAGGGCCCGUGUGACCAGGCCCCGUCCCCGUGUGUCGGGGUGCAGUGUGCAUUUGGGGCGACGUGUUCGGUGAAGAAUGGGCAGGCGGCGUGUGAAUGCCGGCAGGCGUGCUCGGGCCUCUAUGAUCCCGUGUGCGGCAGCGACGGUGUCACCUACGGCAGCGUGUGCGAGCUGGAGGCCAUGGCCUGCACCCUCGGGCGGGAGGUCCGGGUGGUGCGGAAAGGACCCUGUGACCACUGCGGGCAGUGCCGCUUUGGAGCCCUGUGUGAGGCUGAGACCGGGCGCUGUGUGUGCCCCUCCGAAUGCGUGGCUUUGGCCCAGCCCGUGUGUGGUUCCGACGGGCACACGUACGCCAGCGAGUGCAUGCUACACGUUCACGCUUGCACUCACCAGAUCAGCCUGCAUGUGGCCUCAGCUGGACCCUGCGAGACCUGUGGACAUGCCGUGUGUGCUUUUGGGGCUGUGUGCUCUGCGGGGCAGUGCAUGUGUCCCCGGUGUGAGCACCCCCCACCUGGCCCUGUGUGCGGCAGCGACGGUGUCACCUACGACAGCGCCUGUGAGCUACGGGAAGCCGCCUGCCGGCAGCAGAAGCAGAUUGAGGAGGCCCGGGCAGGGCCGUGCGAGCAGUUGGAGUGCGGCUCCGGAGGCUCUGGCUCUGGGGAAGAUGGUGACUGUGAGCAGGAGUUGUGCCGGCAGCGAGGUGGCAUCUGGGAUGAAGACUCGGAGGAUGGGCCAUGCGUCUGCGACUUCAGCUGCCAGAGUGUCCCAGGCAGCCCGGUGUGCGGCUCAGAUGGGAUCACCUAUGGCACCGAGUGUGACCUGAAGAAGGCCAGGUGCGAGUCACAGCGGGAGCUCCAUGUGGUGGCUCAGGGAGCCUGCCAAGGCCCCACCUUCGCCCCGCUGCCACCUGUGGCCCCCUCUCACUGUGCCCAGACACCCUACGGCUGCUGCCAGGACAAUAUCACCAUGGCCCGGGGCGUGGGCCUGGCUGGCUGCCCCAGUGCCUGCCAGUGCAACCCCCAUGGCUCCUACGGCAGCACCUGUGACCCAGCCACAGGCCAGUGCUCCUGCCGCCCCGGCGUGGGGGGCCUCAGGUGUGACCGCUGUGAGCCUGGCUUCUGGAACUUCCGAGGCAUCGUCACUGAUGGCCACAGUGGUUGCACACCCUGCAGCUGCGAUCCCCAGGGCGCCGUGCGGGACGACUGUGAGCAGAUGUCCGGACUGUGCUCCUGCAAGCCCGGGGCGGCUGGGCCCAAGUGCGGACAGUGUCCAGAUGGUCGUGCCUUGGGCCCUGCGGGCUGUGAAGCUGAUGCCUCUGCACCCGAGACCUGUGCGGAGGUGCGCUGUAAGUUUGGUGCGCUGUGCGUGGAGGACUCCGGCUCAGCCCACUGUGUCUGCCCGAUGCUCACCUGUCCAGAGGCCAAUGCUUCCAAGGUCUGCGGGUCAGAUGGAGUCACGUACGGCAACGAGUGUCAGCUGAAGACCAUUGCCUGCCGACAGGGCCUGCACCUCUCUAUCCAGAGCCUGGGCCCGUGCCAGGAGGCUGUUGCUCCCAGUACUCACCCGACAUCUGCCUCUGUGAUCGUGACCACCCCAGGGCUCCUGAGCCAGGGACUGCCAGCCCCUCCCAGCGCCCUCCCCCUGGCUCCUAGCAGUACCACACACAGUCAGACCACCCCUCCGCCCUCAUCGAGACCUCGGACCACCACCAGCAUCCCCAGGACCACUGUGUGGCCUGUACCCCCCACGGCACCCUCCCCUGUACCCAGCCUCGUGGCAUCUGCCUUUGGUGAAUCUGGCAGCGCUGAUGGAAGUGAUGACGAGGAACUGAGCGGGGACCAGGAGGCCAGUGGGGGUGGCUCUGGGGGCCUCGAGCCCUUGGAGGGCAGCAGCGUGGCAACCCCUGGGCUGCCCAUUGAGAGGGCUUCCUGCUACAAUGCCCCUUUGGGCUGCUGCUCGGAUGGGAAGACGCCCUCGCUGGACGUGGAGGGCUCCAACUGCCCCGCCACCAGGGUGUUCCAGGGCAUGCUGGAGCUGGAGGGCGUCGAGGGCCAGGAGCUGUUCUACACACCAGAGAUGGCCGACCCCAAGUCUGAGCUGUUCGGGGAAACAGCCAGGAGCAUCGAGAGCGUGCUGGACGACCUCUUCCGAAAUUCAGAUGUCAAGAAGGAUUUUCGGAGUGUCCACCUGCGGGACCUGGGGCCUGGCAGAUCCGUCCGUGCCAUUGUGGAUGUGCACUUUGACCCCACCACGGCCUUCAGGGCCCCCGACGUGGGCCGGGCCCUGCUCCGGCAGCUCCAGGUGUCCAGGCGCCGGUCCUUGGGGGUGAGGAGGCCACUGCAGGAGCAUGUGCGGUUUAUGGACUUUGACUGGUUUCCUGCGUUUUUCACCGGGGCCACGUCGGGAGCCAUUGCUGCAGUAGCCACGGCCAGAGCCACCACUGCGUCCCGCCCCCCGCCCUCUGCUGUGACCCCUCGGGCCCCACACCCCGGUCACACAAGCCGGCCCAUCAGCAAGACCACAGCAGCUCCCACCACGCGUCGGCCCCCCACCACUGCCCCCAGCCAUGUGCCUGGAUACCCACCUCUGCCCCCAGCCCUCCAGCAACCUCCCAAGCCCUGUGACUCGCAGCCCUGCUUACACGGGGGAACCUGCCAGGAUGGGGCCUUAGGCGGGGACUUCACCUGCAGCUGCCCGGCAGGCUGGGGCGGCGCUGUCUGUGAGAGGGUGCUGCACGCCCCUGUGCCGGCCUUCGGGGGCCACUCCUUCCUGGCCUUCCCUACUCUCCGCGCCUACCACACGCUCCGCCUGGCGCUGGAAUUCCGGACACUGGAGCCUCAGGGACUACUGCUGUACAAUGGCAAUGCCCGGGGCAAGGACUUCCUGGCAUUGGCCCUGCUAGACGGCCAUGUGCAGCUCAGGUUUGACACAGGUUCAGGGCCUGCGGUGCUGACCAGUGCAGUGCUGGUAGAUCUGGGGCGGUGGCACCGACUGGAGCUGUCACGGCAUUGGCGCCGGGGUACCCUCUCAGUGGAUGGGGAGACCCCCGUUCUAGGCGAGAGCCCAAGUGGCACCGACGGCCUCAACCUGGACACAGAUCUCUUUGUGGGCGGUGUACCUGAGGACCAGGCUGCUGUGGUGCUGGAACGGAUCUUCGUGGGCACUGGUCUGAGGGGCUGUAUCCGUUUGCUGGACAUCAACAACCAGCUCUUGGAGCUCAGCGUUGGGCCUGGGGCUGCAGCCCAAGGUUCUGCCGUGGGCGAGUGUGGGGACCACCCCUGCCUGCCCAACCCUUGCCAUGGCAGGGCCCCAUGCCAGGCCCUGGAGGCUGGAAGGUUCCGCUGCCUGUGCCCGCCCGGCCACUUCGGACCGACCUGUGCUGAGGAGAAGAACCCUUGCCAGCCCAACCCCUGCCACGGCGCAGCACCAUGCCAUGUGCUGCCCGAGGGUGGUGUCCAAUGCCAGUGCCCCCUGGGACAGGGGGGCACCCUCUGCCAGACAGUCUCAGGGCAGGACGGCUCCCGGCCCUUUCUGGCUGACUUCAACGGCUUCUCCCACCUGGAGCUGAGAGGCUUGCACACCUUCGCCCGGGACCUGGGGGAGAAGAUGGCACUGGAGGUGGUGUUCCUGGCACGAGGCCCCAGCGGCCUCCUGCUCUACAACGGGCAGAAGACGGAUGGCAAGGGGGACUUUGUGUCACUGGCACUGCAGGACCGCCACCUGGAGUUCCGCUAUGACCUGGGCAAGGGGGCAGCAGUCAUCAGGAGCAAGGAGCCCGUCACUCUGGGCACCUGGACCAGCGUCUCACUGGAGCGAAAUGGCCGCAAGGGUGCCAUGCGUGUGGGUGAUGGCCCCCGCAUGCUGGGCGAGUCCCCGAAAUCCCGCAAGGUUCCACACACAGUCCUCAACCUGAAAGAGCCGCUCUACGUAGGGGGAGCUCCCGACUUCAGCAAGCUGGCCCGUGCUGCUGCGGUGUCGUCUGGCUUCAGCGGCGCCAUCCAGCUGGUGUCCCUGGGAGGCCUCCAGCUGCUCACCCCGGAGCAUGUGCUGAGGCAGAUGGACGUCACAUCCUUUGCCGACCACCCCUGCACCCGGGCCUCAGGCCACCCCUGCCUCAAUGGAGCCUCCUGCGUCCCGAGGGAGGCGGCCUAUGUGUGCCUGUGUCCAGGGGGAUUCUCAGGACCACACUGCGAGAAGGGGCUGGUGGAGAAGUCGGCGGGGGACCUGGAUGCCCUGGCCUUUGACGGGCGGACCUUCAUUGAGUACCUCAACGCUGUGACCGAGAGCGAACUGGCCAAUGAGAUCCCAGUCCCCAAAACUCUGGAUUCCGGGGCCCUUCACAGCGAGAAGGUGUUGCAGAGCAACCACUUUGAACUGAGCCUGCGCACGGAGGCCACGCAGGGGCUGGUUCUUUGGAGCGGCAAGGCCACGGAGCAGGCAGACUACGUGGCGCUGGCCAUUGUGGACGGACAUCUACAGCUGAGCUACAACCUGGGCUCUCAGCCCGUGGUGCUGCGCUCCACUGUGCCCGUCAACACCAGCCGCUGGCUGCGGGUCGUGGCACACAGGGAGCAGAGGGAAGGUUCCCUGCAGGUGGGCAAUGAGGCCCCGGUGACCGGCUCCUCCCCUCUGGGUGCCACGCAGCUGGACACCGAUGGAGCCCUGUGGCUUGGGGGCCUGCCGGAGCUGCCUAUGGGCCCAGCGCUGCCCAAGGCCUACGGCACGGGCUUCGUGGGCUGCCUUCGGGACGUGAUGGUGGGCCAGCACCCACUGCACCUGCUAGAGGACGCUGUCACCAAGCCGGAGCUGCGGCCCUGCCCUGCUGCGUGAGCUGGCACCAGAGCUCCCACUCCCCGCUAUAAUUAUUUUCUAUUUUUGUAAACUUGUGGCUUUUUGAUAUGAUUUUCUUGCCUGCGUGUUGGCCGGAGGGACUGCUGGCCCGGCCUUCCUUCCGUCCAGGCAGCUGUGCUGCAGACAGACCUGGUGCCGAGGGACAUGCGGGCAAGGUGGCAGCGUGGAGGGCUGGGCAUGGAUGGCAGCCUCAGGACGCACCCCCUGCCUCUGGGCACCGAGCCCCUGCCUUGCACUGUGCCUCCCCCAUGGCGUCCCCGCCUGCCGGGAAGCAGCCGAGGCUCCCGAGUCACCCUCACUCCGUCUGGCUGUGAGGUCUGAUGGGGCCCUUCCUCCGGGUGCCCGCACGGGGCUUUCCGAGCUCCCAUUUGAUCUGCUUCUCCCUGUGUGUGCUCUGGGCCAUGGCUGGCCUUUUCCCGGGCUGGCUAGACCCCAGGGCCCGGCCCUGCCUGGGCCUCCAGGGCCAAUACUGUGACUUAAAAACAAUGUUACUGCUGGCCAGCUCCAAAGUCCCGCCCCUGCUGCCUGCUCCAGCCCCAGUAAGCAGAGGCCAGACCAGAGCCGACCUGGGUGCUGUGACCCUCAGCUCACCCCGCCCAGCCACCCAGCCACCCUGGAUGUGGCCGUGUCCCUCUGCCACACCCCAGGCCCUGUGAGGAGCCACUGAGCAGAGCCCCUGUAGGAUGGGGUUGGCCUCUGCUGCCUGCCUGGGCAUCUGGGCCUGGCCACCUGCCGUGUUCUUCAUGUGUUUGUUCAUUUGACCCCUGGAGUGGUGGGUCCCAUCCUUCCCGUGUCAGCUGAGAGUGGCUGACGGUUGCCUCACUGCAAAUCCUCCCUCCAGUGCCAGGGAUGGUCCCCUUGUCUCAGAAUGACCCGGGCCAGCUAGCGUCUGACCAACGUCAAGGGGCAGGUGCAGGUGCAGGGGUGGCAGGGAUGGCUCUGAAGCCAGAAAUGCCUUAAACUGCAACGCCCCAUCCUGCCCACCUCCAGCCCCAGCCCCAGCCCAGUCCUCUUAGGAGCAGGACCAGAUAAAGCGGCAGCGGGAAGGCUGGGCACCAUGUUACUAACUCCAGUACAUUUCUGUCAAUCGCUGUGAAAUAAAGUCUGAAAACUUUAAAA
Molecule: messenger RNA, 7445 nt
Organism: Callithrix jacchus (white-tufted-ear marmoset)
Lineage: Eukaryota; Metazoa; Chordata; Mammalia; Primates; Cebidae
Gene: AGRN
Product: agrin
Biological process (GO): receptor clustering; neuromuscular junction development
Molecular function (GO): calcium ion binding; laminin binding
Source: RefSeq, a predicted model, not a curated record